AUGGCGACUGUUCCGCCUGCUUAUUCCACUGGGGAAUCUCCUGAGAUACCCUCACAAGAAAGGAUUGUCGUUGGAACGGGGGCGAGCACCUGGAUUUGGUCACCAGAAGGCUGGGACUUAACUCACCCAAAAGACCCACAUUCAAGCUUGACCAGCAAUGGCGUUGAUCUCGAUUGCGACCUCGUCAACAUCAAGAUUGAUCCAGCCAAGACCGGCUUAGUGAUAAUUGAUAUGCAAAAUAUUGGUCUGAGUAAAGCUCUGGAUGCAGCGACUACCCCUGCGAUGUAUGACGCUCAAAACGCGAUCAUCCGAUACGCCAUCCCAGCUGCACGCAAGCUCGGACUUCAAACCAUCUGGCUCAACUGGGGCCUCACCGAGGAUGAUCUUGCCAACAUACCCCCAGCUGAAGUUCGUGUUUUCGCCUUCAAAGCCAACUCUGAAAAGACGGAUUACGGUCUUGGGGACCAACGGGGCGAUCCAAACGAUCCCAUAAACUUCCUCAAAAUCGGUGAAUCCCCCAAAUUUAAGAAUAUCCCCGGCACCGAACUCGGACAGGUCACCUUAGAUGAUGGCAGUCGGGUUGAUGCUGGCCGAGUUAUGAUGAGAGGGACUUGGAACACCGCUCUGCAUGGCCCUCUGGCUAGCGUGUAUGAGGAUGGGAAGAAAGAGGCCCGUCCCGACGUUUGGAUUCACAAGAAUCGUAACUCAGGUCUUUGGAAUGAGAAAACGGAUCUCAGCAAGUAUCUUCAGUCACAGGGAAUCCGUACCCUGCUAUUCUCGGGGGUCAAUACGGAUCAGUGUGUUGGAUCUACGCUACAAGACGCCCAUGCGCAGGGGUUCGAUACUGUUUUCUUGAAAGAUGGAUGUGAGACUGAUAGCCCGCCAUACGCAAAAGCAACCUACGAGUUCAACUGUGUCCGCGCCUGGGGCUUUCUAACCAGCUGCAAGGCUCUGGCCAAGGCAGCGGGGCUGAAUUAUUAA
Molecule: messenger RNA, 981 nt
Organism: Penicillium manginii
Lineage: Eukaryota; Fungi; Ascomycota; Eurotiomycetes; Eurotiales; Aspergillaceae
Product: cysteine hydrolase family protein
Exons: 1
Coding region: 1-981 (326 amino acids)
Source: RefSeq, a predicted model, not a curated record